AUGCCACUUAGCGCUUUUUCUUGGGAGACUCGGACAGCUCCAGUGGCGGAUCCUCUGGACCUAUGGGAUUUGGCGGAAGUAGUGGUGGAUCCGGUGGAUCCGGUGGAUCAUCCGGGCCUAUGGGAUUUGGCGGAAGUAGUGGUGGAUCAGGUGGAUCAGGAGGUAGUCCUAUGGGUGGAUCAGGUGGAUCAGGAGGUAGUCCCAUGGGCGGAUCAGGUGGAUCAGGUGGUAGUCCUAUGGGUGGAUCAGGUGGAUCAGGUGGAUCAGGUGGAUCAGGAGGGUCUGGUGGAUUUGGUGGAAUGGGAAGUUUCAAAGACAAAUUUGGUGGAUCAGGAGGUAGUCCCAUGGGUGGUUCAGGUGGAUCAGGUGGAUCAGGUGGAUCAGGAGGUAGUCCUAUGGGUGGAUCUGGUGGAUCAGGAGGUAGUCCCAUGGGUGGAUCUGGUGGAUCAGGGGGUAGUCCUAUGGGGGGAUCAGGUGGAUCAGGAGGUAGUCCUAUGGGUGGAUCAGGUGGAUCAGGAGGUAGUCCUAUGGGUGGAUCAGGUGGAUCAGGAGGUAGUCCUAUGGGUGGAUCAGGUGGAUCCGGUGAUUCAGGUGGGUCUGGUGGAUUUGGAGGAAUGGGAAGUUUCAAAGACAAAUUUGGAGGAUCAGGUGGAAGCCCAAUGGGUUAAUCAAAUUAUCAGCAAAUAGUGUUUUAGUCUAUAUUGAACACGAUACGGACAUCAAAUAAAUCAAUCUGUUGGUUGUUGUUCAUUCA
Aplysia californica (California sea hare) is the source of this 754-nucleotide messenger RNA. RefSeq lists its product as uncharacterized. The transcript is spliced from 3 exons. The coding region runs from base 1 to 687 and encodes 228 amino acids. NCBI's taxonomy places the organism in Eukaryota, Metazoa, Mollusca, Gastropoda, Aplysiida, Aplysiidae. The record is from RefSeq and is a predicted model, not a curated record.